Apiotrichum porosum is the source of this 258-nucleotide messenger RNA. RefSeq lists its product as uncharacterized. The record is from RefSeq and is a predicted model, not a curated record. The coding region runs from base 1 to 258 and encodes 85 amino acids. NCBI's taxonomy places the organism in Eukaryota, Fungi, Basidiomycota, Tremellomycetes, Trichosporonales, Trichosporonaceae. The transcript has a single exon.
AUGCGUGGUCACCCCACUCAGCAACACGACGAGCCAUCCCUCAGUGUCCACACCUACGUCGUGACCGCCAAGCGCCAGUGGCCAGUGGGGUUCACCACCACCUAUGCCGUUGUCCCCAUCCCCGACCUUCUUAUGGAUAUGGCCCGUCUCGGUCCUCGACCUGUGAACACUUUGUGUCCCGAGCAGAGAAUUCAGAUAACGCAACAGGUUGGACUCUCCCCGUGGCCGAUAUCCAACAUACCUGGGCGGGGUGGGUAA